This is a messenger RNA of Trichechus manatus latirostris (Florida manatee), 1611 nucleotides long. It is a transcript of the gene RPIA, whose product is annotated as ribose 5-phosphate isomerase A. The record is from RefSeq and is a predicted model, not a curated record. Bases 4 to 939 code for a protein of 311 amino acids. Gene Ontology annotation, cellular component: intracellular membrane-bounded organelle. The transcript has 9 exons. Gene Ontology annotation, biological process: D-ribose metabolic process; pentose-phosphate shunt, non-oxidative branch. Gene Ontology annotation, molecular function: ribose-5-phosphate isomerase activity. Lineage: Eukaryota; Metazoa; Chordata; Mammalia; Sirenia; Trichechidae.
AGGAUGCAGCGCCCGGGACCCUUCAGCACCCUCUACGGGCGGGUCCUGGCCCCGCUCCCCGGGCGGGCCGGGGGCGCGGCCUCCGGCGGAGGCUGCAACAGUUGGGCCGCCCCGGGCUACCACGUGCAGCCUCCUGGGUGCGUGCAGUCUGGGUCCUUCGGCGGCAGCAGCAGUACAAGCACCAGUGGUGGGAGUGCCAGCCGCGUCUUUCCGGCCCCCUCCACGAUGUCCAAGGCGGAGGAGGCCAAGAAACUAGCGGGCCGCGCGGCUGUGGAGAACCACGUGAGGAAUAACCAAGUGCUGGGAAUUGGAAGUGGCUCUACAAUUGUCCAUGCAGUGCAGCGAAUAGCUGAAAGAGUGAAACAGGAGAAUCUGAAGCUCAUCUGUAUUCCCACUUCCUUCCAGGCCCGUCAGCUCAUCUUGCAAUAUGGCUUAACCCUUAGUGACCUGGACCGACACCCAGAGAUUGACCUCGCCAUUGAUGGUGCUGAUGAAGUAGAUGCUGACCUCAAUCUUAUCAAGGGCGGUGGAGGCUGCCUGACCCAGGAGAAGAUUGUGGCCGGCUAUGCCAGCCGCUUCAUCGUGAUUGCUGAUUUUAGGAAGGAUUCAAAGAACCUUGGGGAUCAGUGGCAUAAGGGAAUCCCCAUUGAAGUCAUCCCAAUGGCCUACGUCCCUGUGAGCCGAGCUGUGACCCAGAAGUUUGGGGGUGUGGUUGAACUACGAAUGGCCGUCAACAAGGCAGGUCCUGUGGUGACGGAUAAUGGGAAUUUUAUCCUGGACUGGAAGUUUGACCAGGUGCACAAAUGGAGUGAAGUGAACACAGCUAUCAAAAUGAUCCCAGGCGUGGUGGACACAGGCUUGUUCAUCAACAUGGCCGAGAGAGUCUACUUCGGUAUGCAGGACGGCUCGGUGAGCAUGAGGGAGAAGCCUUUCUGCUGACCCUGUAGGAGCGGACUGUGUUCACCUUGCAUCCCCACCCACAGCUGAGGUGGACCUGCCUCUCCAGGAGCCUUUGCCUUAAUGUAUCUAUGCCAGGUGGACAGCUGGCAAGGGGUGUGGCAGGGCCUAAAUCCAGUCUUCUGAAGUGUUGUUAUUAAUGUCUUUUUAAAAAGAGAAAUAUAAACAUAUAUAUUUUUACUAUUAAGAGCACUCAUUUUUUUAAAUAAAGUAGCACUUGAUGUUUUAUAUGAAACAUUUACCAAAAAAAUAGAAAGGGAGGACUGCUGGUUAGGCUUCUGAAUUGGGUUUGCUGAGAAAUAAAAAUUAAAACUUUUCUUUAAGCUGGUCAAAUGAAGGACUCAACCAACAGUGUUUUCCUCAUGCCUUACUGGAGACUUGGAGUUUGUUUACUGUUCUGCUGCUGUUUUGUUUAGUUUUUGUUGUGAUUAUGUGUAAUACUCAGUUACAUCUUAAGAUCAGGUUUACAGAGGUCUGCAGAGUGGAGCAGUGUGGUAAGGUGAAAGGGAGCAUAAGCUAGUGGGGGCAAGUGUGGCUGUACCUUGGCUGAGGUCAGGCAGGGUUCAUCAGACCCAUGCUGUCGGAAGCAGUUACCCAGAGUUAACUGCCAACACUGCCAGAGCACUCCUGUGAAAUGUGAAGUCCUUUUUUUUU